CAUGGCUGCUGCUUCAGGCUCAGAGAGCGAGGACUCUACCCACCCUCUACCUAGGAAAAACGCCAAGGAGGGAGCUACCACCGACGACGCCCAGUCUGGCGACGAUGGAAGUGAAAAUGGCGAGGAAUACGAGAUUGAAGAAGUCCUUGACGCGAAACGCGGAUAUUUCCCUGAGGGCCGUAUAGGGUAUUUCGUCAAGUGGAAAGGGUAUGGGCCUGAGGACAACAGCUGGGUCGACGAGAACGACGCUGGCAACGCUAAGGACCUCGUAGACGAGUUCUGGGCGAAGAACCCGAACAAAAAGAAAAACGCAUUCCGCAAGUCCCUCGACAAGAAGGAGAAGGAGAAGACGGCGUCACCGAAGAAGCCCCGCAAGUCCGUGACCGCAGACGACAGCUCUGACGCCGGUGUGACGACCACCGCGAAGAAACGGGGUAGGAAGUCCAUCUCCCAGAAGGUGGACUCGGACGUCGAGAUGGACGUCGACCCGCCUGAGACACGGGCGCCAAAGAAGGCGCGGAAGAAUGCGAAUGCGGCGCAGAGCGCUUCCAAGACGAGCAAGAAACGCCCGGAGAGUUCAGAGGAGGAACGGCCGAAGGCGAUCUCUAGCAUGGAGCAGUACAUGCAUCUGGACGACUGGGAGGGUCUCAUCAAGAAAGUCGACACGGUGGAAAAUAUGUCUGGCACGUUGGUCGCCUAUUUCACCCGCAACACUGGGGAAACAGCUAUGGAGAAGACAGAGCUUUGCCGAGAGCGUUUCCCUCAAAAGCUAUUCGAUUUCUAUGAAAGCAACCUCAGGUGGAGAGCUGCUGACGAAGAAGCUUA
Messenger RNA from Cyclocybe aegerita, 825 nucleotides. Lineage: Eukaryota; Fungi; Basidiomycota; Agaricomycetes; Agaricales; Hemipholiotaceae. The record is from the annotation of a GenBank genome assembly.